AUGUCGACUCCCUACCGAGAUCUGCCCGCCAAACCGCCGUCAAACCCGCUGCAGGAACUGUUCAACGAGUUCCGUAACCUCGAAGAACUGUUGCCCCCGUCGUUGAGACGCCUGGCGCUGCAAUUGUUGGACAACUUGUACAUCGAAACUCCCCAAAACGAACGCGAACGCCAGCAAUGGUACCGGGGCCAGUCCCAGCUGAGACUGUCGUCCCGCCAGCCUGAUGUUAAGGACCAGCAGCAGGGCCAGCCGCCCCAGGGGUCGCAGGCCGAGCGCCAGAACAAGUGGUUGCGCCGCCUUUCCGUGCUGGAACACGGGCGUGAGCUGUCGCCCGUGCCCGUGCCCAAGCCCAAGUUCAACCCCCACCAGUUCCUGCCCGCUAUGAACACUAAGCAGCUGUCUACCGGUGUGUUGUGGUGUACUGAGCGCGCUACCGAGUACGGGUUUGACCCCGAGGACCCGGCCUGGGCCAAUAUGGGUCAAGGUGCCCCCGAACACGGCGACACCAUCCCUGGUUCGUUCCCUCGUCCCAAGCUGAUCCCGGUGCCGGUGCUGGCGAACGAAUACGCCCCUACUGCGGGGGUGAAGCUGUUGCGGGAAGCGGUGGCCAAUUUGUACAACGAGACCUACCGUAAGGAUAAGGCGAGCAAAUACACGUGGAAGAACGUGUGUAUUGUCCCUGGUGGGAGAGCGGGGCUCACGAGAAUCGCCUCGAUCAUCUCCGACUGCUACCUCUCGUUCUUCUUGCCCGACUACACUGCCUACGCGGAAAUGUUGUCGCUUUUCAAGAACUUCUUGCCCAUCCCCGUGCCUCUUUCUGAAUCGGACAACUACCAGGUGCACUUGGACCUUAUCAAGCGGGAAAUGGACCGUGGGGUCCAGGCGUUGCUCACCCUGAACCCGCGUAACCCCACCGGAAGAUCGAUGCUGAGAGAACAGCUUCAAACUUUGCACAACAUGUGCCGGGAAAAGUGUCUUUUGAUCAUGGACGAGUUCUACAACUACUACUUCUACGACGAAGGGUGCACUGGCUCGUCGAUCUCGUCGGCGGAGUUCGUCGAGGACGUCAACAAGGACCCUGUGCUCAUCAUCAACGGGUUCACCAAGGCGUUCCGGUUGCCCGGGUGGCGUAUCUGCUGGGUGGUGGGCCCCGAGGAGUACAUCCUCAACUUGUCGAGUUCGGGGUCGUACCUCGACGGGGGGCUGAACGCCCCCUUCCAAUACACGUGUGUCGACUUCUUGAAGCCGGAUCUCGUCAAGGAAGAGAUGAAGGCGUUGCAGGUGCACUUUAAGAUGAAGCGGGACUACAUUGUCGGUCGCCUCACCAAGAUGGGCUUCCCCUUCGACCAAGGCAAUAACAGCACCAAGACCCCCAACUCCACCUUCUACAUGUGGCUCAACUUGGCCCACUUGCCGGGCAAGUUGUCCAACUGUCUCGGGUUUUUCCACGAGUGCUUGCACGAAAAGGUCAUCGUUGUGCCCGGUUUCUUCUUCUUGAUCAACCCGCAAAACUUGCUGCGUAUCGAUGACAUCAUCUGGUACCACUACGUGCGUAUCUCCUACGGGCCCGAGUUCCACCAGGUGGUCAAGGGGAUGGACGGUAUCGAGCGCAUCUUGGACCGCUUCGGGUGCUUGCCUUACAAGCUUGAACAAAAGACGUCGACCACGCACGCUCAGCCUACUGCUACUGCUUCUGCUUAG
Messenger RNA from Diutina rugosa, 1701 nucleotides. RefSeq lists its product as uncharacterized. NCBI's taxonomy places the organism in Eukaryota, Fungi, Ascomycota, Pichiomycetes, Serinales, Debaryomycetaceae. Gene Ontology annotation, biological process: amino acid metabolic process; biosynthetic process. Gene Ontology annotation, molecular function: transaminase activity; pyridoxal phosphate binding. Bases 1 to 1701 code for a protein of 566 amino acids. The transcript has a single exon. The record is from RefSeq and is a predicted model, not a curated record.